GUUAAAAAUACUUGCGGAGAUGCUCGCUGUAGUACUUACUAUCACGCAAAAUCCGGGAGGACGUAUGCAUUUGCACAUAUAAAAGCAUACUAUGCAGAACCUGUUUUCAGUAGUAUAUUGACGAGCAAUAUGUUUGAUCUAUUUUUAGCACUUUCAGUGUUAACGUAUGGAAGUUUACUUGUAGCAGCAGAGGAAAACCAUUACAAUGUGAUUACAAUUCGAGAUAUUCGAUGCCCUCGAGUCGAUGACCCAAUGACACCGUAUCUCUUGCCUCACAUGAAUGAUUGUUCCAAAUUUUUAUCAUGUUAUAGUGGAUUAGCGUAUGAACUUAUUUGUCCAGAAGGACUUCAUUUUGGAGUAGAAAAAAGCCGCUGUGAUUAUCCUGAGGAUGCGAAAUGUUCUACCGUGCGGCCAGCCAGCUAUCAUAGCUCUCAAGAUGAUCCUUCUAAAGAUAUGAGUGACAAUAAUCAGCCUCAAUUUGAUUCUCGGUACAAUGAUUAUGCGUGGCAACAAUGGAAAAUACAGCAAGCACCUAUGCAAACUCAUUCUCAGCAAGUUAGUCGAGACCGUAAUACUGCAUCUGAAUAUCAAGCCUCGUCUAACCAUGCAAUUGAUCGUCGAAUGCCUGAAAAUCAGAACAACGACCGAAUUAACUACGACUUACAAAGUCAAUCUAUGCAACAAUUCGUCGGUUUCUCGUAUCCUUAUAUAAAACCUCACGAAAAUGGACUAUGGAAUAAUAAACCACAACUGAGCGAUCCACAGCAAUUCCAGAGCAGCUCAGACCACAAACCAUCCCAGAGCCAACAGUCGAUACAUAAAAAACCUCAAUCAUUUGUCGAUAGAUCAGACUCAUUUGAUAACAACGCACAUGGCAAUCAAGCUGAAGUAUAUCAAACUGUUGAUCAAAUGGUUCCCACUGGAAUUUUAGCACAGAACAUGAACACUAGAAAGCCACAGAAUAAUCAAUAUCUACAUCCACUAACUGAUAUUCAUACAAACAUAUACGACAGAAAUGGUCAGUUCCAUGGAUCACUAGAUCAGAGUCAUCAGUCAUUGGAGCAUGACCAAUCGCAAGUACCCGUACGGCAGCUUUCUAUUGAGCAAGUGCCACCUCAGAGACUUCCAUCACAUCAGAAGCCCAAACCUAAUCAUCAACUUACUAUCCAACAAGAACAACUCCAAAUAGAACCCAUAAAACCAAUUACACGUGAGCGCAAUAAUCAUAAUCAUGUUUCAAAUCCAUUACAACAUGAUCAAUGGCAGUCUAAUGCACAGAUCCCUACUGAGCUUCAUAGAAAACCUCAGAUCGAACAACCUCAUUUAUAUCCAAAACCAUCGCUACCAUCCUUUAAUCAAUUGGAGCAUCUUCAUUUCGAUACACAAGACAGUAGAUUCCCGGUACUUGGAACCCCAGAACAAAUGCACUUUUAUCAUGAACAACAAUCCAGCGCAGGACAGAUACCACAUGAUCGGUCUCCUGUUGUAGAAUUACCACAGCAUAAUAAACCCGAAAAAAUCCCACCGGCUUACAGACUCAAACCAAAUCAACCGAAUCAACAGCAGCCACCACAACAAGUCAAUGUUCCUUCAGGGGUCAACAGACCAAACAGGCAGCAUUUUGAGCGAGAUUCGGACGUUGAAGAUGUUGUUGUAGUACCCGGAAUCCCCGAUGCCAGAUGUCCUCGCUUUGAUAACCCAAAGCGACCCGUACAUUUUCCUGUUCGUGGAAAUUGUCAACAGUUUGUGAAGUGCUUCGGUGGAACAGCCUACACAAUGGAUUGUCCUGGCGGAUUGGAAUUCAAUGCUCAGGGAAACCGUUGCGAUUAUCCGGAAAACGCACGAUGCUCGUUAACAUAGCAAUAUGCUUUUAUACGAAAGUUUUAUUAUAAUCAGGUAAUAAAAAUGGCAUAAAGUACAUGAGUUUAA
Messenger RNA from Malaya genurostris, 1929 nucleotides. RefSeq lists its product as uncharacterized. The transcript is spliced from 2 exons. Gene Ontology annotation, molecular function: chitin binding. The coding region runs from base 130 to 1860 and encodes 576 amino acids. The record is from RefSeq and is a predicted model, not a curated record. NCBI's taxonomy places the organism in Eukaryota, Metazoa, Arthropoda, Insecta, Diptera, Culicidae. Gene Ontology annotation, cellular component: extracellular region.